AUGUUCGUUGAGGAACACCAGCAGGUUGCAAUAUCCUCUGGAGUCGGAAUGAUGAUAGGACUGAACCCAAUAUUCUUCAACUUUAUGGAAUGGAUUGAAAUUCAGAAACCUGUUAGGAGUGGACUCGGGGAAGGCAUCAUCCACGUUGAUAUGAGGAGCAGCUACUCCAUAUAUCGGCAUAAAUGCGUGUUUAAAUUUAGGUUCAAGCAACCAGGAAAGCCCCCAAGAAGCCCCCGGGCAAUGCUUUUCAUAAAGAUGGAAAGAUACCCUCGCACGGUGGGAAAUUCUAUCUAUGCCAACGACCACGAGGACGAUGAAAUCUCUACCAAGCAAGUCGAUGGGAUCGUGGUACCAGAGUCCGGCUCGGGCGAUGUGUACAGCUGUGGCAGGCAAGGUGCACCAAUUGGCACCCAAGGCUCGUUCGACCCGGUCGAUCAAGACACCCUCCAGGAAGUCUGCACCACCAGCUGCGCAAGCCCGUAUAGCAGGUGUGGUCAUCUGAGCGCUUCAGGUGUCAAUAGAAAUUAUAGCUGCGGCAUCGCCGCAGUCAGCUCGAAUGGUCCCGCCAAUUUCGUUGAUAUAAACGUUGUAGAGCUGUGA
Molecule: messenger RNA, 600 nt
Organism: Histoplasma capsulatum G186AR
Lineage: Eukaryota; Fungi; Ascomycota; Eurotiomycetes; Onygenales; Ajellomycetaceae
Exons: 5
Coding region: 1-600 (199 amino acids)
Biological process (GO): symbiont-mediated hemolysis of host erythrocyte
Source: RefSeq, a predicted model, not a curated record